This is a messenger RNA of Propithecus coquereli (Coquerel's sifaka), 1313 nucleotides long. It is a transcript of the gene NGDN, whose product is annotated as neuroguidin, EIF4E binding protein. Gene Ontology annotation, biological process: maturation of SSU-rRNA from tricistronic rRNA transcript (SSU-rRNA, 5.8S rRNA, LSU-rRNA). The record is from RefSeq and is a predicted model, not a curated record. The transcript is spliced from 9 exons. The coding region runs from base 40 to 990 and encodes 316 amino acids. Gene Ontology annotation, cellular component: small-subunit processome; nucleolus. Lineage: Eukaryota; Metazoa; Chordata; Mammalia; Primates; Indriidae.
UAAGAAAGUUCGGCCCCGGAAGGGGCGGGCCUUGCGAAGAUGGCGGCGCAGGAUAUGCUGGAGUCAGACCUGCCAAAUGCUGUGACACUUUUGAAAAACCUACAGGAGCAGGUGAUGGCUGUAACUGCACAAGUGCAAACACUGACAAAAAAAGUCCAAGCCGGAGCCUAUCCUACGGAGAGGGGUCUCAGCUUCUUGGAAGUGAAAGAUCAGCUGCUGCUCAUGUACCUUAUGGAUUUGAGCCACCUUAUCCUGGACAAAGCCUCUGGAGGGUCUCUUAAGGGACAUGCUGCAGUUUUGAGACUGGUGGAGAUUCGCACGGUUUUGGAAAAGCUUCGUCCAUUGGACCAAAAACUGAAGUAUCAAAUUGACAAAUUGGUCAAGACUGCAGUGACAGGCAGCCUUAGUGAGAAUGAUCCACUUCGUUUUAAGCCUCAUCCCAGCAACAUGAUGAGCAAGUUGAGCUCUGAGGAUGAGGAAAAAGACGAAGCAGAGGAUGGCCAGUCUGAGGCUUCAGGGAAGAAAUCUGUAAAAGGAGUAUCUAAGAAAUAUGUUCCACCACGCUUGGUUCCAGUACAUUAUGACGAAACAGAAGCUGAGCGGGAGAAGAAGCGUCUAGAACGAGCCAAAAGACGGGCAUUGAGCAGCUCUGUCAUUCGUGAACUUAAGGAGCAGUACUCAGAUGCACCGGAGGAAAUCCGUGAUGCUCGGCAUCCUCAUGUUACUCGCCAGAGUCAGGAGGACCAACACAGGAUUAACUACGAGGAGAGCAUGAUGGUGCGUUUGAGUGUCAGUAAACGAGAGAAAGGACGACGGAAACGAGCAAAUGCCAUGAGCUCACAACUUCAUUCCCUCACGCACUUCAGUGACAUCAGUGCUUUGACAGGAGGGACUGCUCAUCUUGAUGAGGAUCACAAUCCUGUUAAGAAGCGGAAGAAGAUACCUAAGAAAGGUGGGAAGAAAAAAGGUGAGCGAACUGCUAGGACUUAGGUGAUCAAGUGCAAGGUGAGGAAUAUGAAUUGGGACUCAGGAUUUGCUUCUGUACUGGGCAAGAAUCUCCGUAGGUGGGCUUUUAUUUUUCUCCUUGCCUAAGCUGGAAAUCAGCAUCAUUGACACAAGGGAUCGUUGGAAUCCAUCUCUAUGGUCCCACAGCUCCUGUUAAGGCUUCCUUAAAUAGAACUAUGAAAGUGUCACUUGAAGGGCCCAUUAUCCCGUUUCAAUUUCAUUCUUCUAGUCUUACGUGCUGGGAAGGUAGAGAGUACUGCUUGGGACACCCACUUCUGUUGAGCCCUUCUCUCUAGAUGUCCUUUUUU